Rotaria socialis is the source of this 759-nucleotide messenger RNA. Lineage: Eukaryota; Metazoa; Rotifera; Eurotatoria; Philodinida; Philodinidae. The record is from the annotation of a GenBank genome assembly.
AUGAAUGGUACAAGGAGAACUCAGAGUAGGCAUAUUAGAAUUGAUAUUUACAAUAAAGAUGAACAAACCACGUUACUGAACAGUGGAAUAAUUACAUUGGGUGGAAUGCAAUGUGAAAUAGAUGAAUAUCUUCCUGCACCAAAAAGACUAGUAUGUAUGAAAUGUCAUGUUCCGGGACAUGCAAGAAAAACAUGUCGCUUCGAUUAUGAAAGGUGUCGACGAUGUGGAAAAGAUCGAACAAAAGGCAGUCACAAGGAAUGCAAAAUUUUAUGUCACCACUGUGGUGAUAAUCACCAAGCAACGGAUUAUAAAUGGUCAGUCUUAAACAAAUUCCGUCGUGAUCUUAUUGAUGAAUUACGUAAAAAUCCAAAUAAAUUACCUCCGGAUAUGCAAAUGUUCAUCCCACUCGAUUGUCGAACUCAAAGAUCUGAAAAAAACCUAUCUAACCAAAACACAAACAAAUCAAAAAAAUCUGAUCCAGACUUUGCUUUCUUCAACUCAUCUUAUGACUGGCCAACUCUUGGGAAAACUUUAAACUCUAUUACUUAUGAUAGUCAAAUAAAAAAUGUACAAAAUGACCUUACAACUCUUAAACAUGAAUACAAACUUGAAAUUGAAAAAAAUAAUAAUAAAACACAACACCAUUCAUUGCGCACUCAAAAAGAAAUAAGUGCUUUUACCUCAUCAAUCGUAAAUGAUUUAACAUUAAAUAUGAAUAUUAACGUAAUAAAAAUGAUAAGUAAUUUUCUCAAUUAUUAA